CUGUUUUUAGAGCAGCAGCGUCACAUGUUGUUUUUCUCCUGGAUCAGCGCUUCUCUGGGAACACCGCGCUCCUCCGCCGCUGCAGACUCACGCAGUCUGUCUGCGGAUUAAACCAAACGGGUCUUUGCAACUGUGAUUUGAUUUCAGUUUUAAUCGUUUAAUUAAUUUCUAAGCACUUGAAGGGAGAGGAAAAAACGAGACGUGAAGAGUAAUGGCAAGUCCUCCGGCUGCGGGAGGACACCUGUUUACUAACGGGACGGCUGACGUGAAGAAGUGCGGGUACCUGAGGAAGCAGAAACACGGACACCGGCGGUUCUUUGUGCUCCGGGAGCUCACCGAGCGCUCCCCUGCCCGGUUGGAGUAUUAUGAGAGCGAGAAGAAAUGGAGGAACAAGUCCGCCGCCAAACGGGUCAUAACUUUGGAUUCCUGUCUGUGCGUAAACAAGCGCGCCGACGCCAAACACAAGUACCUCAUCGCCCUCUACACCAAGGACGAGUACUUCGCUGUGGCUGCAGACACCGAGCAGGAGCAGGACAGCUGGUACACGGUUCUGACUGAUUUAAUAGCAGAGGGGAAAGUGUUCGACAGCCCCGCCUCCACCUCCUCCCUAGUGGGCUUUGAAGAGGCCAGCUACGGUCACCCUGUUUCCACAACGACCGCCUAUAAGGAGGUGUGGCAGGUCAACCUGAAAUCCAGAGGCUUGGGGCAGAUCAAAAACUUCACUGGGGUCUACAGGCUGUGUUUGUCCAGCAGAACCAUCAGCUUCAUCAAGCUGAACUCUGAAACGGCAGCCGUCACUCUGCAGCUCAUGAAUAUCAGGAGAUGUGGUCACUCUGACAACUUCUUCUUCAUUGAGGUGGGCAGGUCUGCGGUUACGGGGCCAGGGGAGUUCUGGAUGCAGGUGGAUGACUCGGUGGUGGCGCAGAACAUCCACGAGACGAUCCUGGAGGCCAUGAAGGCUAUGAAAGAGCUCUCCGAGUUCAGGCCAAGGAGCAAAAGCCAGUCAGCCAGUACCAACCCCAUCUCUGUGCCUACGAGGCGCAACCUCAACAACCUCCCUCCCAGUCAGACCGGUCUGGUCAGGAGAUCCAGAACAGACAGCAGUGCCGCUUCGUCCCCGGGGAGCAAGUGCACAUCCUGUCGGAUAAGAACGUCCAGUGAGGGAGAUGGAAGCGUGACAUGGCCGGUGUCCAUGUCUAUCUCUGUGAGUGAGCGCCCCACCAGUCCCAGCUCCCAACUCAGCAGGUGUCACACCCUCAGCAGUGGGCGCACCUGCAGAGUGCUGGAAUCGGUCUCCAACCUCCAUCACAGCCGCUCGAUGCCAGUGUCCAACUCCCCCUCAGCAUCCUCCAGUCCCAUUAGCGUGUCCCCCAAAGGUGAGACGAGCGUCUCCACUCCGGACAAAGUCAGGCGGCCCUUCAGCUGUAGCGCAUCCAUUUCCGGCUCCCUCAGCGACACAGGUUUCAUGCUUUGUGAUGAUUACAGCUCCAGCCCAGGUGAACACCGGUUCCUCUGUUUGACCCGCAGUGACACCCCUGACUCUCUGUCCAGCACACCCCCAUCUCGGGACACCAGUGACCCCUGCGGUUACAUUAUUAUGGAGGGCGCUAAUGGCAGCAGGUCAAACAUUGGAGCCGAGGGUUUGGCUUUUGACAAGGCAUACAGGAAACGAACACACUCCCUCACCACACCACGCCAACAGAGUGUGGUGGCACCAUUGUCCUCUGCCUCCUUGGAUGAGUACACCCUCAUGAGGAUGGCUCAUGGACAGAACUCCCACUCUGCCUCACCGAAAGUGUGUUAUCCUGAGGAUUACGGGGACAUUGAGAUCGGCUCAUCCAGAAGCUCCAGCAGCAACCUUGGUGACGAUGGCUACAUGCCCAUGACACCAGGUGUAGCACCCCAAUCUGGCAAGAUGGACAACUACGUGCCCAUGAGCCCCAUGUGUGUCUCAGCACCAAAGCAGAUUGUGAACCCCAGGGUGCACCCCCAAGCAGCUGCCAACUGUGGCUACAAAACUAGCUCCCCAUGCAGCAGCUCUCUGGAAGACAACGGUUACAUGAGAAUGUCGUGCAGCUCAAAAUCCUCCACCGAGAGCCCAGACAGAAAUGGUGAAUACAUGAAUAUGUCACCGGGAAACCCCCCUCCUCUCCAGACUCCACCGGAUGACUUCUUGGGUCCACUUGCAGGUGAUCCAGCAUCAUUCCGGCCAUCAUAUCAGACUGGCUCUCUCACACUGCCGGCUAAACUUCAGGCAUCUAGGGAUGAAGACAGCGGCCAGUAUGUGCUGAUGAGCCCGCAGAGCUUAAAGCGAGCAGGGGAGUCCGACUAUUACACGGUGAUGCAUCCCAGUGCUGCUCAAACCUCACCUCUAAGCCCCUCUGUGCCCUCCCCAAUCAGACAUCAUCGAACAGAGAACCUGUCUUACAGAGGGAGGCUGGGAAGACCUAACAGGCUAUCUCUGGACACCCUCAGGACCCUGCCCAGCAUGAAUGAGCACCCCCUCCCCGGAGAGCCCCGGAGCCCUGGCGAGUACAUCAACAUUGACUUCAGCAGUGCCAGAUCCUCCCCUCCCUCCACUGUGUCUACAGAGAGUCAGUCCUCAUCUCUGGGGUCCACCGAGGGGGGUCCAGGGAGGUCAUCGCUGGCAGACUACAUGAACCUGGAGCUUGGCCCACACUCACCUAAAGAGGCUGGCACCCCUGCUGAGAGCCGGGACGCUCUCCCGGACUUAUCCUCGUGCUCCUGCUCGGGGGAGGACAGGGUGUACCAUGUGGAGGAUAAGAAAAGCCUCAACGAUGAGGUGAAAAACGACUACACUGAGAUGACUUUUGGGAUGACCAGCUCGCCCCCGCAGCUUGUGCCUCAAACCUCAACAAGCAGCCAGAGUAGCAGGGAGAGGCGGCUCUCACGCGAGGACCAAGGGGUCCCGGAGCGCAUCGGGGUCUUCCUCCUCGGAGCCUCCUCAUCCACCCCUGUGGACCCAGAUGGCUCUGCCAAGGUCAUCCGGGCCAAUCCACAGGGGCGACGGCGCCACAGCUCGGAGACCUUCUCCUCCACGGCCACUGUGACCCCAGUCUUUCCCUCAUUUGCCCGUGGUGACACGAUGAAGAGGCCCAGCUCCGUAGAGAACAUCUCGUCCCGAAGCAGCGAGGGCUCAGAUGAGGAGUAUGGCAGCCCGGUGAACCGUCAGAGCUCGGCCGGCUACGCCAGAGGUCUCGACUACAUCGCAUUAAACCUGUUGGACAACAGGGAUGGGGAAAACUGUGGAGACCUAGUUGGCUUUAAAUCUGCCAGCAGCUGCAAAGGAGGCAUCAAUGGAUUACACAAUGCACCAUACGUCUGUUUGGGGUUCAAGGAGGCUGCAACCACUGCCAAAGACUGAAGGGCUCCACUGUCCUUGGACUUUGCGUCCUGACCUGCUGCUCGACAACAAAAAUGAACGUUAAACCAAGAAGAAAAGAGAAAAAAAAACACAACUCUGUUCUUUCCUUGGGCAUUUUUUGCCCCGAAAAGACUCCGUGGACCGCUAGCAUCACAAACAGCCAACUUGCACGCUAACGCAGAAGAAAAAACACCAAGGAGCGGGACAGGUGUGUGUGUGUGUGUCAGUACGUCUCACGUUCCCUGCACUUUGAGAGGCCAUUUCUCCUGUGACCUAAAUGUUGGCAUGAGCACAGAAGCGAAGAUAGUCAGACAAUAAUCAAGCUCUAAUGGUACACAAAUACUAUUUAUUUACUUGAGAGUAAAAUUGUGUCAGUGUGUGAGUGUGUGUCUGAGACGAGAGUACGACAAACUGGUAUGCUAGUGAUCAACAAAACCUGCUACAUGCCCACGGGAGGGAGGAUACCAAGGUACACUGAGUAUAUAAAUACUAUAUAUAUAUAUAUUUACAUUAGAUAUGUUAUUUAUUUUUGGAUGCUGAAUGUCUGAUAAAACCUUCUUAAUGCCUUAAUGUGUAAACUGUCCUUAUGUUUUCUAAGAAAUAUUCAAAAACUCUGUGAUAGUACAUUUGUUUGGAUCUUGUGAAAAGCAUAUUGCAUAGUUUGCUAUAAAAUAUAUAUUAUUUCAGAAGUGUACAGAACCAGUUUGGCUGCUUGAAAUCUGAUUUAUUCUAUUAAUAUUAAAGUAUUUUCUUAAUUAAUAAUUUCCUAAACAUUCUAAGUCGGUUUAUUUUUGUCCAAUAAAGAGAUUUGGACUCGUAAAACAGAUAUAUUUGUAGAUGUCUUUAAGAGUUGCAUGUGUUUCUAACUGAGCUCAGACCCUGAAACACCAGGCGCUGUUCCUCCCACAGUUCCUCCAUCACUUGAGCCUAAAAACCUCACACACUCCUACCUUCAAACCUACGGCCCGCUGUCGUGAGCGGCGCGGGCCGUCCUGCUGUGAUAUCAUUUGACUGUACAACUGUCUUGUUGAGAUGAUAGUGGUGGGUCGGGGCAGAACCGGACUGUAGAGGUUGGGGGUACGGUUGAGGCGGUGUCUAAUCUGUGACCUGGGGUUUCAUGGAGAGAGACACUGAAAAGGUGGUAGAGUAAAGGAUUACAGUCACACGUGGCACCAUUAUGGGGGUUCGAUGUAAAAUCUGCAAAAUCAAACAUUCAACACAAGCAAUGUUAAAGGAAACAUAUCUGAGAGUGCUGGCUUGUGUCAAAACGAGACUAUGUGACGUAUUAAAUUGUAAUUUACUGUAUUAUUAUUACUGUAAAAUUAACAUUAAAAACACUUUUUUUUUAAAUCCCUGCUGAUGGUGGCUAACAUCUUCCAACAAGUCCUAAAACCAGAGUGUUGUGACAAAUAAAUAAUAAUGUUUUUGUUCAAUCUUAAAGGUGUGGAACACUGAAAAAACAUUUUUUAAUUAUUAUUUCUGAUCUGGGUUUUUCAUGCAGACUGAACAUGUCCUGCAUUCACUUCUGAUCGAAAAUAGAUGGUGAAACUGAGAGAUCUACAUCACACUGCAGAGCAAACAGAGUCAGUGGUAGAGUCACAUUGCUGUUAUCCAAUCCGAGGUUAGAUGUCCAAAUAUCAGGAAAUAAGACUCCAAAUCCUGUCAUCUGAAGCUCAACUCUGAUGUAGAAGGGUGUUUCUCAAUGUCAAGGCGCCUGGCCUUGUGAGGCGAUGUCUUGCGAGGCCAGGCGCCUUGCUUACGAGGACACUGUACUUCCUUGGUCAAAGAAAACAGUUAAAUGGAACAGACUUGCAUCACGUGACCGCGGCUUCCACGGCGGUCACGUAACAUCACAUGACACGGGAGAUAGUUAUAUUUUAAACCUAUUAGUUUAAAUAUAAAUAUAUAAUGAAACUUUUACUUUUUAAAUUGUGUAUAUAUUUAUUAAAUUAAAUAUAUAAGUGAGUUACUACCCGCUAGUCACCGAAGCUGCAACUACUAAGCAACUAACCAACCACAGAUAACUUCUUUGGAUCUAAAAAAACAUUUUAAAUCAGUUGACUUACUUUUAAACUUGAAAUUUGCCCCCGAGGUAGCUGCCGGCUUCUGAUCCGCCAUCCUUUUGAAAAUAUUGCGGUGUAUUGUGGGAAAUUUUUGACCAAGGCUAGGCUACAAGACCCCUCCCGUGUAUCCUUGCUCAGCUAGCUAAACGGCUAAAAUGAACAUUGGAACACGUCUUGGCAGUUCCUGAUGACGUAUCUCCUAGGCAACUGGGGCGGGGCCAUCAAGGCGAGGUUCCUUGGCAUUGAGAAACACCCGAAAUCUGCUAGUUCCUGAAACUGAUGCUCCGGUGAAUUUUUUUCCCAGAGUAUUACUUACAAGGCAUUCAUUCUUACUAUAGACAACUGUAAACUGUAAAAGUAUUGAUUAAACAAUACUUUAAAUUCAAAGUAUGUUUAAAUGAAGUUAGUAAACCGUAAAAAAAAAAGUAAAAUAUAAAAUCCAGCAAACAGUUAUGGAUCAGUCAGUAAUGGAUCUGAAUACAAGGUAUUACAGCAAAAAAGUUAGAAAGCAUCUAACAUCCGCUAAAAGACCCGUGUAGAAAAGUUUACUUCAAAUGAAACAUUUCAAAUAAAAGUUGAAAAUGACCUCCAAGUCAAAUAUGUAUAACUUUGACAAUAAAAAAAUUCUUAGCAUGUAGAGCAUCAGAAUCCUGCUAAUAUUAGCUACAUUUCAUCAACUAGGCACUAAAGGACCACAAUUAUUUGAGUGAACCCUAAAGUAGAACAUUUAUUUGUUUCUGAUGUUGAAUUUUUUUUUCUUCGCGGGUGUGGAAACAUUUAUGAUAAAUGCCAACUUGUAGCAUAUUGCUAGUAGAGGCUCAAUCCUUGGAAAGACUUAGCCUACCAAAGUAGGGUUCUUCAGAGGAUCCUUAAUCGACCGCAAAGACCAGAAGUGAGCAGCCGUGUAAUUAGACAGUCUAACCAUCAGAUUUAUUCCCGCCCUCACCAUAUGUUCUUUCGUGUAGCAACCUUGACAGCGCUAAACAGAAGUUAAAACAAAACCUGGCAAAGUAUGAAAAACCAGACCUGCCACAUCAGCAUUUUUAUGAUAAUUUUUCCAAAGAUUUUUGGCAAAACUUGUAUUAAAAACCCAACCGCCAGCUUUUAAUAUACUUGCAUUUAUAAAUUCUACUGGUCUCCAGCCCAGUCCGCCAUUGUUACAAGAACAAAAAUCCCUCGUUUGGCUGGCAAUGACUCCUAGGACAUAGUUGACCAACAAGGAUACACCAGACCCAUCAUUUACAGGAAAAAACAUAAAGAUGAUUUUGGGGGCUGCAUUUUCGGUAAUCUUCAAGCCUUGUCACUUUGCGGUGCCGUAAUCAAACCUCAAAUGCGACUAGGAAAGGACGCAUCCCCUGACUUUGGGCACAGCCACUGACUCAGAACUUUGCUAAUAUAAUAUUUGCCUAAAUAAGCUGCUGUAACACAAGCUAGCUAGGUAGCACAAGAGGACAAAUGUCCUCCCAUUGGAAAGUUACAUGGUGUUGUUUGUUUUAGAUCCUCCAAAAUGGCCGCCAAGGCAUUCAAAAGCACUCUUAUCUGCAUUUUGACUGUAACCUUUUAAUCGUCUGCUAUGCUGACCUUAACCGUCUCCACGCCCCCUUUCGUGUAAAUUAGACUGUAAACUAAUUGUCUGAAUGUAUCUCCGAGCUGGCUGGAUGCCAGCAUAUUUAAACGUUUUUUUGACAAAUGUUGAAUAAUAUUGGAGUUGUACCAAGCUAACUUAUGGUAUCUAUUUAUCGUCAGAGUUUUAAAUGUGUACAUUGUGUAAAUAGAAAGGAGUUUAAUGAAAACAUAUUGGAUUUACAUAGAGUUCUUUAAUUAGGUUGCAGCGAUGUUCUUGUGUAAAGACUUUGGCUACAGAUUUUUAAUAGGGGGGAUGCCGAGAUUUGGGCUUUUCGGUGGACUAUACCAUGUAUCGUACUGCUUUUCUCCCUCACAAUUUCUGUGAUAAUACGACAAAAAAAUGUUUCUUUAUUUUAUUAUAGAGAUCUCUGCCUUGUUGACACACUUUACCCAAUGGCAUAUGCAAUAGCGACAUGAAUAAAAUCUAGUUUACAACUCUGGAACCAAAUGUAACGUUGCUUUUUUGUUGUUGUUGUUGACUAGGAGCCGAUUUGCUCCUUGUAUAUUUCUCUUUCUGCCAAGUGUUUUGGUUUUUCAUUGCUGGGAAUUUUGUUAGUCUAAAAACGUUCCCAUCUCUGUGUCUAGGAAUGGAUUGUUCUUUACUUAUUGGUCUUGGAUUGACUCAGUUUGAAUGUUUUGUCUUCCAUUGUACAUAAUUCAAUAUACUGUUUAUUGUGAUGCUCACAAGAGAUAAUUUAAUGAUUUAUAAAUUCUGGUAGUCAAGUAUUGCUUUUUGUCUGUGUUAAUAAUGAAUAGCAACCAACAGAAAUAAAAGAAUUUAUUUAAAGAGUUCAAA
Molecule: messenger RNA, 7870 nt
Organism: Nothobranchius furzeri (turquoise killifish)
Lineage: Eukaryota; Metazoa; Chordata; Actinopteri; Cyprinodontiformes; Nothobranchiidae
Product: insulin receptor substrate 2
Biological process (GO): insulin receptor signaling pathway
Cellular component (GO): cytosol; plasma membrane
Molecular function (GO): phosphatidylinositol 3-kinase binding; insulin receptor binding
Source: RefSeq, a predicted model, not a curated record